Ooceraea biroi (clonal raider ant) is the source of this 500-nucleotide messenger RNA. RefSeq lists its product as uncharacterized. The record is from RefSeq and is a predicted model, not a curated record. NCBI's taxonomy places the organism in Eukaryota, Metazoa, Arthropoda, Insecta, Hymenoptera, Formicidae.
AUGUCUAGCAGUCCAUCUACAUUUUAUCAGGAGUUGUCGAAAGAUAUACUGCGUUCUGAUUAUGACCAAAUCUUGUCUACGUCACUCAAUGAUCGGCUAAGCGGAUUACUUCUUCAUACUUCACAUUGCGGUGUUCACUCUUCACGAACUGGAAAAUUUGCCUUCGAUCUGGAAUAUCUACGUCAUGCAUUUUGUAAUUCGUCCUGUACGUCUGCAAAUACUACGCCUUAUAUUGUAAAUCUCGUAUGUGCUAUCAAAUGUCCUGAAUUGUAUUUACCGACUCAUACGUUCACUACUAAACAGCAGAAGGAGGAACAAUCAACUAUUUCUUCAAGAAAUACAAAAAGAGGGCUGGAGUAAGGGGGGACUAAGAGGGGCUUAGCCCCGGACCUCACUUAUUAAGGGGCCUCACCCGAGCAUCAUUCAAGAAUACUUAUUUUCCGAAUAACUAAUAAAAAAUACUUUUUAAACGCUAAUGCAAGAUUUUUAAAUAAACUAAA